AUGGGAGGUGGGCAGCACGCGACUCUAUCUGUCCCUCCAAGGACCCUCGAUCCAGAGCGCUGCAAGCUCGGGCCUUGCCCCCGCCAUAGCUUGCACGACCGUCGUGUGUGGAGGGGCCCCACUCGGUUAAAGAUACAGCUGCCCAGACUUCCAAUGGCGUUUGCACCACUCAUCAAGAGAUCGACGGGUGAGAGAUAGGGAUAAUCACACCAAAACACCAUUUCAUCAAGACGCAAUUCAGCCUGUGUCUUCUGGUCAAAGUGCGGACUGUAUGUGAUGCAAUCACGUCCAUGACGAUGCCAGUUUGCUGCGCCGGAGCUUCCCCAGAAGGUCUGAAGCCGAACCACGCGCAUCCUUGCUGCUCUGAUGCACACCUGACGUGAGUCUCGGGGUGAGUCGCAGUGGGAACGUCAAACGACAAAGAAAGCGAGUCGCAAUGGAAGCU
This is a messenger RNA of Neohortaea acidophila, 445 nucleotides long. RefSeq lists its product as uncharacterized. Bases 1 to 198 code for a protein of 65 amino acids. The transcript has a single exon. The record is from RefSeq and is a predicted model, not a curated record. NCBI's taxonomy places the organism in Eukaryota, Fungi, Ascomycota, Dothideomycetes, Mycosphaerellales, Teratosphaeriaceae.